CGAGCGGCGGCCGUGAUGGAGGCGGUGGUAACAGCGGCGGCGGCGAACGCCGGCGUGAAUGAGGCCGCUGCGGAACCAGAGUCAGCUGUGGCUUCUGCUGACGGAGCGGCGAGGUUGACGGAAAGACCUGGACAGACACGGCGUAAAUUCUCGGGGAGCCUCUUCAUUUGCUCUUUUGGCUGCGGAGCCACGUUUUCCAAGAACUGGCGGCUAGAAGCUCAUCUAUGCAGACACACAGGGGAGAAACCAUUUACUUGUGAAUAUGAAGGUUGUAAUAAAAGCUAUUCUAGAAAAGAUCAUCUUGCAAGGCACAUUCUGAUUCAUAGAGGAGAAAAACCAUUCAGGUGUACCGAUGAAAGAUGUAAUCAAACUUUCACAACAAAAGAUAACUUAAAGAAACAUCUCUCAAGAAAGCAUGACAGCAAAGAUAAGCUUUAUUUGUGUGAUUUUGAAGGAUGUGGUAGAUCGUUCAAGAAGCAUCAGCAUCUCAAAGUCCAUCAAUAUGAGCACACACGUGUACCGUCAUUCAAGUGCAAUUAUGAAGGGUGUGACAAAUGCUUUUGCCUUCCAAGCAAGUUGAAGCGUCAUGAGAAGAUACAUGCAGGUUAUGCAUGCAAAGUGGAAUGUUGUUCAUUUAUUGGAAAAACUUGGACAGAGUUACUUAGUCACAAGCAGAAGCAACACAAAGAACCCUUUAUUUGUAGUGAGUGUGGUAAGAAAUUUAAACGGAAAGACACUCUUCAAGCACACCUUAAAAUUCAUGCUGAAGAAAGGGAAGUCUUUCGAUGUCCCAGAGAGAGCUGUGAGAGAACUUAUACUACAUCUUUCAACCUGCAAAGCCAUAUUCUCUCAUUUCAUGAGCAACAGCGGAAUUUUGUUUGUGAACAUCCUGACUGUAAGAAAGCUUUUUCCAUGAAACAAAGUUUGGACCGCCAUUCUGUUGUCCAUGACCCUAAAAAACAGAAAUUAAAGGCAAAACAGCGACGUCCCAAGCGUAGUCUUGCAUCUCGUCUUGCUGGAUAUAUUCCUCCCAGGAAACAACCUGCUGUGGCCAUGGUGAUCUUAUCUGAAAUGCUUGAAAAGGCCAAGAUGUCAGAAAUAAAGAACAAAACUGAGCUGAUGGAGCCUUUGGUAGCUAAUGUUCACAAUAUUACAAUGAAAGAAACAUUAGACUUAAAAUGUAUGUCACAUUGAUAUGUGAACUUCAUAGUAUUUCAAAGUGUUUUAACUUCUGCAACGGGGUGUUGAAACUGUGAAGACUAAAGAUUGGCUUCGAGGCACUCCAUCCAUGGAAAAAUCUUGUGAAUAAUUUCAAUGUAAUGCUGGUGAUACUUGGAUUUGCCUUUAAAAAAUAAUCUGAAGUUCAGUUCAGUAUUUUUCCGCCCUCUCAUGCAUGUGCUUCUUAGCAUCAUUUAUUUCCUGUUACUUUGUCAUGGCUAUUUUGGAAAAUCUGGUUUUACCAUAAUACCAAAUGGUCCCUCUUUCUGUUUCAGCAACAUUUACUUUUUGACUGUUUUCUUUCAGUUGCAUUGCUGCUAGUUAAUUGUUGCACUUGACCCAAAUGAUCUUAAUUCACGUUUGAACCAGUCUGAUCAAUUUUCUAUCAACAUGCACAUAUCUGAGAAGGAAUGUGUUCUUAUGUAUUUUUAUUAAUCUAAUGUUAGGUAUUUGCACAGCUUUGAACCAAAGCAUAAUAAAUACAGUGAACAAGCUAUUCAACUGAAAUAAUUUCUAUCAAAGUUUCAAAGCUUAUACCUUUUAAGUAGUCAA
Hypanus sabinus (Atlantic stingray) is the source of this 1770-nucleotide messenger RNA. RefSeq names its product transcription factor IIIA-like. The transcript is spliced from 9 exons. The record is from RefSeq and is a predicted model, not a curated record. NCBI's taxonomy places the organism in Eukaryota, Metazoa, Chordata, Chondrichthyes, Myliobatiformes, Dasyatidae. Bases 16 to 1194 code for a protein of 392 amino acids. Gene Ontology annotation, cellular component: nucleus.